This is a messenger RNA of Coccidioides posadasii C735 delta SOWgp, 1905 nucleotides long. RefSeq lists its product as uncharacterized. NCBI's taxonomy places the organism in Eukaryota, Fungi, Ascomycota, Eurotiomycetes, Onygenales, Onygenaceae. Gene Ontology annotation, molecular function: oxidoreductase activity, acting on the CH-OH group of donors, NAD or NADP as acceptor. The record is from RefSeq and is a predicted model, not a curated record.
AUGGCCAAGCUCUUCUUUUCGUGCCAUUGCAGCCGGCAGCUGCGCGGGGCGGCUCUCAGAGCCUCCCGAUUGAACGCAUUUGUUCCUUGUUUCGCUGCAAAUAAUGCUCCCUUAUACCCUAACACUUGGAGUGAAAAGUACUUUAGCGCAUCUACACGACCUUCUAAGAGCCUCGGCCGCUUACAAAAAACGACAUGCAUGGUCACGGGCGCCUCGUCAGGAAUUGGCUUUGCCAUAACGCAACGUAUGCUACUCGAAGGCGCUGACAAAGUCAUUCUCGUCAGCCGAAGCGAGGAGCGUUUGAACAGCGCAUUGGAGCGGCUAGGGGAGAUAGUUCCAUCGCGGCCCGUUAAAAAGGAAGAUGCGGCAAAAGCACAAAAAGAGGAAUCCGCAACCACCGAAUCCAAGCGAUGGGGAGGCUUCGCGUCCAAAUCCCAAGUGCACCUAUCCGUGAAUGAUCGGGUGUCCUUGGUCAUCGGAGAUGUUGGAAACCCAUCAUUUUGGUCUGAAGACGUUAAAAAAGUCAUGAACCAAGUCGAUAUUCUUGUUAACGCUGCCGGUGUUUCGCACACUUCGCUACUCCCUUUCGCUAAGGACGAGGCUAUCUCAGACAUGCUUAACACAAAUCUUCGAGGAACUAUAUUCGCCUGCCGAGCUAUGGCUAGCCGUGUUCUUCGUAAACCAUCAUCACGCGGCAAUGGAGACUCAAAAUGCAUAAUUAACAUAUCGUCCCUUCAUGCCGUGAAGGGAGGCAUCGGAGCAGCUACAUACGCAUCCACUAAGGCCGGAGUGAUUGCUCUAACACGUGCAAUUGUAGCAGAAGCUGCGGCGUCCAGACACAGCGUCAGACUCCGUGCAAACGUCAUUGUCCCAGGCUACAUCGAGACAAAGAUGCUUGACGAGCUGAGUCCCCAAAUCCGCGAGGAAGCACGGUUGUCCGUCCCACUUCAGAGAUUCGGCACGUCGGAGGAGGUCGCCGAUGCAGCCCUUUUCCUGGCAACGAACCAGUACGCCAACAAUUGCGUUUUAAAUCUCGACGGUGGACUAAGUGCUCUGUAAGAAAAAUGUAGAAGGGUGACGAGAAGGAUCAUACUGAGGCCGAAAAUAGCCAGAACGUGCAAAAGAUACAGUUACAAUGUGUCGCGUCAUAUUUCCGUCCGAUCGCGAGAAAUAGACAAAAAUAAAAAAAGGAAAAGAGAAGAAAAACAAGUCCUGUUCCAUCCAGAGCAAUGCAGAAAUGCAACACAGAGAGCCAACGACUUCGAGCCAAAGCUUUAUCACCCGUAUAGUUUUGCGCCGGAAAUCCCCAGUGACCUCACAUAUCCUCCCAUGUAUGUACAGGAAUAUGAAAAACAGAACACCAAUAGCAAGAUAUGAUGACAUAGAAUCUAGAAGAGCUUUUUGCGACAGUGAUUAAUUGGUUCACAUCAAAAGAUUGAUGAAAAAAAUGGUAGAAAGGAUACCGCUCGUCUUGGAAACGGAUGGGUUGGAUGUCCGAUUCGACCGGGUUGGUAUCUCACCGAUCAAAGGGGAACGGUUUAAGCAAAUCGCGCCUGUAUCAUCAUCUAGGACAAUCGGAUUGAUGUCGCCGCCAUUCGUGUCGAUUUUCGCAACUUUCCUAGCUAGAGGAUCGCCAUUUUCGAGCUCUGCUUCCUCUGCAGUUCGUUUUCUUUUGCCUGGCGUACCGUUGGUCUGCUCCGCCGCACCAUUUGUGGUGACUUCUGGUGCAGGCACGUUGGGUUUAGUCGGGAUGGUGACUUCAGUCUCGAGAGAUAUUGGUGACUCUUGUUCAGGAGCCCGUCUAUUAAAACCCGUCAGUGCCCAAAGGCUUCUCAUGCGGGGGAAAGAAAAUGAUGAUCAAGAAAACAGUAAUAUACUGGGCUCUUACCGUUCAGCAACAAGCAA